Messenger RNA from Aspergillus campestris IBT 28561, 3816 nucleotides. Its product is annotated as putative DEAD/DEAH box DNA helicase (Mer3). The record is from RefSeq and is a predicted model, not a curated record. The annotation marks the transcript as partial. NCBI's taxonomy places the organism in Eukaryota, Fungi, Ascomycota, Eurotiomycetes, Eurotiales, Aspergillaceae. The transcript has 10 exons. Gene Ontology annotation, molecular function: nucleic acid binding; ATP binding.
AUGCGGCAAAACACCCACAAGCCCCUCUCCUCUGCCCGUUGGCGACGGCCAGACACCCGCCCUGCAGUAUUCCAAUCCUGUGGGAGUGCCAUCGUCGACGAGGCGCUUGUUGAAGGGUCACGCAGUCCACCUAUCAGAUGCCAGUCUGGUGAAGGUAGACAUUAUAGGGCUCACGAGAUGGACUUCUCCCCUCGGGGGGAGGGGUUGCAGUUUGAUGCUUUUGAUCUGGAGCUCCUGGCGCAGGCCAAUGGGUCUUCGCAGCACAACCAGCUUGGGUCGUUUAGUGAUGACUCGAUACCGUAUCCACCGUCGCAGGCGAAAGAUAGUAUACAAGUCUCACGGUUCUUUCAAAGUUCGAGUGCCACUCCACGACGAACCCUCGGGUCGAAUAUCUCAGAGGCCGAUCUAACAUCGCCUUCGAGUCCAUUGGCCAGAAUCCAGAACCAGAGAGCAACCGGGACUCGGCGUUCUGAUAUAAGGGCCGGUCCUAGUAGACACCGGAUCGUGUCAUCGGAGCUGGACGAGUCGCCUUCCCAUACCAGUCCUACGCUAUCGGCCGCUGCCAGCCACGAUCAGAUGGGAAACCCUUUCCAGGAUAGUAUACCCAUGUCGAUACGAGGCAUUGUGCUGGUGUCUGCGCAUGAACUCCCAGACAAUUACAGAUCACUCUUCCCGUUCCCUGUGUUCAAUGCUGUUCAGUCGAAAUGUUUCAACCCUGUUUAUAAGGGGGACGAUAACAUUGUCCUUUCCGCACCCACUGGAAGCGGUAAGACAGUCAUAAUGGAGCUGGCAAUCUGCCGACUGCUCAAUAAAUUGAAGGAUGAGCGCUUCAAAGUCGUCUACCAAGCGCCCACCAAGUCUCUCUGCUCGGAGCGCUUCCGGGACUGGAACAGGAAGUUCCACUCGCUGGGCCUCCAGUGUGCCGAACUAACAGGGGACACUGAUCACUCGCAGCUUAGGAGCGUCCAAAGCAGCCAGAUAAUUAUAACAACGCCUGAGAAAUGGGACAGCAUGACCCGCAAGUGGAAAGACCACGCCCGGCUGAUGCAGCUCGUGAAGCUUUUUCUCAUCGACGAGGUGCACAUUCUCAAGGAAGCCCGCGGGGCUACACUGGAAACGGUCGUUUCCCGCAUGAAGUCCAUAGGCUCCAACGUGCGCUUUGUGGCACUGAGCGCGACUAUCCCAAACUCCGAAGACGUGGCUACGUGGCUCGGAAAGGAUGCCACGAACCAGCAUGUUCCGGCUCAUAGAGAGCACUUUGGAGAGGAGUUUCGUCCGGUUAAACUGCAGAAGGUUGUGUACGGCUAUCAGUCUCACGGGAAUGAUUUCGCUUUUGAUAAGAUGUGUAACUCGAAGCUGCCUGAUGUUAUAGCAACGCACUCUCGGAGAAAGCCAAUUAUGAUAUUCUGUUGCACGCGCAAUUCGUCGAUGGCGACGGCGAAAGAGCUUGCUAAGCUGUGGUCGACGUCCAACCCUCCAGCACGGAAUUGGACGGGGCCGAAUAGGAACCUAGAGGCUCACAAUGUUGAUCUGAAAACCACCAUUGCCGCAGGAGUUGCCUUUCACCAUGCUGGAUUGGACCCCGCCGACAGACACACCGUCGAGACAGGCUUUCUCCAGGGACACAUAAGCAUCAUAUGCUGCACGUCAACACUCGCAGUGGGAGUCAACCUGCCUUGCCAUCUGGUAGUAAUCAAGAACACGGUAGGCUGGCAAGACGGUGGCUGCAAAGAGUACUCCGACCUUGAAGUUAUGCAGAUGCUCGGCCGCGCAGGCCGUCCCCAAUUCGACGACAGCGCUACCGCCGUGAUUCUGACUCGAAAAGAGCGUGUAUCACACUACGAGAAACUUGUUUCAGGAUCCGAGAGCCUAGAAAGCUGUCUUCACUUGAACCUAAUCGACCAUUUGAAUGCCGAAAUUGGCCUAGGCAACGUGACGGAUAUUGAGUCUGCUAUCAAGUGGCUCGCUGGGACGUUUCUGUUCGUCAGGCUGCGGAGAAAUCCGACUCAUUAUGACCUGAAAGAGGGCGCAGAUAGAGAUGACGAGGAUGGGAUGCUCCGCCAGAUUUGUGAAAAGGAUAUCAAGCUCUUGCAGGAAUGCAGAUUGGUCACUACUGGGUGCCUCAAGUCGACGCAGUUCGGGGAUGCCAUGGCCCGGUAUUACGUGCGAUUUGAGACGAUGAAAGGGCUUCUGUCUUUGGAACGCCAUGCCACCGUUUCUCACAUACUCUCCGUAAUCGCCCAUGCAGACGAAUUCCGCGAAGUGCGUCUCAAAGCCGGCGAAAAGCCCCUUUACAAAGAGAUAAACCGGGCUAGCAGCGUCAAAUUCCCCGUGAAAGUUGAUAUAGCACUACCAGCGCACAAAAUAUCCCUGCUUAUCCAGGCCGAACUGGGCGCGGUUGACUUUCCCGACGGCGAGCAAUUCCAGAAACACAAGUUCGCCUUCCAGCAAGACAAAGGCAUUGUAUUUUCCCACGUGAACCGUCUCAUCCGCUGCAUAAUUGACUGUCAGAUUGCGCUGGAGGACUCGAUUGCGGCUAGGAAUGCGCUGGAGCUUGCGCGGAGCUUCGGGGCUAAAGUGUGGGACAAUACUCCACUGCAGAUGAAACAGAUCGAUCAGGUUGGGAUAGUCGCUGUGCGUAAACUAGCUGCGGCUGGAAUUGCUAGCAUCGAGGAGCUGGGACAGCUGGAGGCGCACCGGAUUGAGAUGAUUCUCAGCAAGAACCCGCCUUUUGGGCUCAGACUGUUAGGUCGUCUGACAGACUUUCCGAAGCUUCGGGUUUCGACCAGGCUUGUGAAGAAGGAGGUCAAAGCUGGUCAGUCGGUGAAGGUCUUCUUCAAAGCUGAGAUUGGGUUUAUGAACGAGAAAUGCCCCGCCUUUUUUCAGAGACGGCCUAUAUAUGUGUGCUUUUUAGCGGAGCGAUCAGACGGAUGGAUAGUGGAUUUUCGACGGUUGAGCGCCAGCAAACUGAGUAACAGCCUAGAGAUCCUGCUAAGUGUGGAGGUCAAGCGUGCAGAUGAAUAUGUGACAUGCUACGCUAUGUGUGAUGAGAUUGCUGGAACCCUCAGAUCCGCAGAUCUCAAACCAAACCUGCCUCCCUCUUUAUUCCCGUCCCAUCUGCGCGAGAAUCCACAGGCAAAGCCAAGCCAGAGACACGAAAUGAACACUUCUCGACCGCGUAGUAUCGACUCUUCCAAAGCAAAGCCCAACACAAGCUAUGACGUGGAUAUACUUGAUAGUGACGACCAGCUGUUCGACGACUUUAUGGGUGGAAAUCCCUCUGGCUUAUCAGGAGAAGAUCUCAACGCAAGCAGGCCAUGGAUGGAGGACUCUGCGCCAGAUCCACCUGAAUGCCAGCCACCGAAGAAAGGGCGAAAGGAGAACCACAAACCGGAAAAUAGUGACGAAAAGAAAGAUGUAGAAGGCCCAACCAGACUGGAAAAUGGUCGAUGGGCGUGCAACCACAGGUGCAAGGACAAGACGACAUGCAAACACUUCUGCUGCCGAGACGGACUUGACAAGCCUCCCAAAGGAGGAAAAAGGAAUACCCCCGACGUUGACCCACGCUCUAGCGGACUCAGUCAGUUGACGUUGUCGGCGAGUCUGACCAAGAAGGAGGGCUACACUUCUCGUACCGAGAAUCGAAUGGCUGGAAAGGACGUAGAAAAGACACUUCGGAAGGAUAUUGGUCAGGGUAAAGGUCUGAAAGAUUGCCCAAAGACGAGGACGGUGGAUGUUUACAGCAUCCGUUCGUCGAGCGAGUAUGGGGAUGACAGUUUUGACGAUUACCCGUCUCCGUCGGAGUUGAUGCUGGGG